Molecule: messenger RNA, 2311 nt
Organism: Neogale vison (American mink)
Lineage: Eukaryota; Metazoa; Chordata; Mammalia; Carnivora; Mustelidae
Gene: IRF5
Product: interferon regulatory factor 5
Exons: 9
Coding region: 148-1713 (521 amino acids)
Biological process (GO): immune system process; regulation of transcription by RNA polymerase II
Cellular component (GO): nucleus
Molecular function (GO): DNA-binding transcription factor activity, RNA polymerase II-specific; RNA polymerase II cis-regulatory region sequence-specific DNA binding; protein binding
Source: RefSeq, a predicted model, not a curated record
CGACCAGAGAGGGAGAGUUGCGGCAGGCAGGUGCGAAGGUUGAGACUUAGAAAUGGACAGAGUGUCUUGAGGAGCCCUGUCUGCAAGCACGUGGAGGAGGAGGUGCGCCGACCGGGAGGCCCGCGGCUUGGCCCGGACCCCUUUGCCAUGAACCAGCCUGCCUCCAGGGCCCCCCCUCCGCCCCGCCGCGUGCGACUCAAGCCGUGGCUGGUGGCUCAGGUGAACAGCUGCCAGUACCCAGGGCUGCAGUGGGUCAACGGGGAAAGGAAAUUCUUCUGCAUCCCGUGGCGCCACGCCACGCGGCAUGGCCCCAGCCAGGACGGAGACAAUACCAUCUUCAAGGCCUGGGCCAAGGAGACAGGCAAGUACACAGAGGGCGUGGAUGAGGCAGACCCGGCUAAGUGGAAGGCCAACCUGCGCUGUGCCCUUAACAAGAGCCGUGACUUCCGCCUCAUCUACGACGGACCCCGGGACAUGCCGCCUCAGCCCUACAAGAUCUACGAGGUCUGCUCUAAUGGCUCUGCUCCUGCAGAGUCACAGCCCAGUGAAGACUACACUUUUGGUGCGGGAGAGGAGGAGGAGGUGGAGGAAGAGGAAAAUGCGAGCUCAGGACCGUUCUUGGCGGCAUCCGCCUGUGCAGAUGUGCUCCAGAGGAUGUUACCAAACCUGAGCAUCACAGAAGCCGUGCAACCUGGCCCCCCCGUGGCACCCUAUUCUUUACCCAAAGAGGAGGUCAAGUGGCCACCUGCUCUCCAGCCACCUGUGGUGCUGGGCCCUCCUGCACCGAACCCCAGCCUCCUGGGCCCCACCCCUGGCAACCCUGCUGGCUUUGGGGAACUUCUCCCUGAGGUCCUCCCAAGCCUGCAGCCUGGGCCCCUUGCUGCUGGCCUGUCCUCCACGGGUGAACAACAGCUCCUGCCUGACCUGCUGAUCAGCCCCCACAUGCUGCCUCUGACUGACCUGGAGAUCAAGUUCCAGUACCGGGGGCGACCACCCCGGGCCCUCACCAUCAGCAACCCACAGGGCUGCCGACUCUUCUACAGUCAGCUGGAGGCUACCCAGGAGCAGGUAGAGCUCUUCGGCCCCGUGAGCCUAGAGCAAGUACGCUUCCCCAGCCCUGAGGACAUCCCCAGCGACAAGCAGCGCUUCUACACAAACCAGCUGCUGGACGUCCUCGACCGCGGGCUCAUACUCCAGCUGCAAGGCCAAGAUCUGUAUGCCAUCCGCCUGUGCCAGUGCAAGGUGUUCUGGAGCGGGCCCUGCGCCUCGGCCCACAGCUCACACCCCAACCCCAUCCAGCGGGAGGUCAAAACCAAGCUCUUCAGCCUGGAGCGUUUUCUCAAUGAGCUCAUCCUGUUCCAAAAGGGCCAGACUAACACCCCGCCGCCCUUUGAGAUCUUCUUCUGCUUUGGGGAGGAGUGGCCUGACCGCAAACCCCGGGAGAAGAAGCUCAUCACCGUACAGGUGGUGCCUGUAGCAGCCCGGCUGUUGCUGGAGAUGUUCUCAGGGGAGCUUUCUUGGUCAGCUGAUAGUAUCCGCCUACAGAUCUCAAACCCAGACCUCAAAGACCACAUGGUGGAGCAGUUCAAGGAGCUCCAUCACAUCUGGCUGUCCCAGCAGCAGCUGCAGCCAGUGGCCCAGGCCCCUCCAGGGGCAGGCCUCAGUGCUAGCCAGGGGGCCUGGCCUAUGCACCCAGCUGGCAUGCAACAAUGAGACUGCAGACAGGGACUGGCGCAGGCUUCCCAGGUGGCUGUGUGGGCUCAUGUGAAGGUAUGAUGGGCCCUGUGGGCACUUGACCGGCUGCAGGGCCCUCUACCUGGGUCUCUGGAAAGGGAUUUGCACCAAGGAGAGGGAAGAGAGGUCCAAGCUCCAGGCUCUCUCCCAUAGCACCUGAGGGAAGCUGGAAGCCAGUUUUGCUUUGAGGGCUAUCUUCCUCUAUGUGCCUCUCCUCUGCUCCCCCUGGAGGAACUGAGCUCUUAGCCCCAGUGAGCAGAGAAGUUAACUCCACCAACCCUGGGGGCCUAGUUGAGAGGGAAUUGUCCCAUAGUGGCCCACUCUUGUGGUUGCCCCCAAUUCCUCAGGCAAAAAGAGACAAGUACAGUGGACCAUGCCCCUUCACUAGGACAUGGGUCUAACCCGAUGUUGGGGUCCCCUAGGUUGAGCCUCACUUCUUCACAUUUCCCUCCGAGAAAGGCACUUGGGUAUCAUACCAGAUCCUUAAGGCCAGCAGCUACCUCCUCCUUGAGAGUCUAAGAACACAGGCAGAAGUAGAAUUUUAUGUAUUUUUCAAUUAAUAAAUAUGAGAAACAGA